Apis laboriosa (Himalayan honeybee) is the source of this 6450-nucleotide messenger RNA. Its product is annotated as histone demethylase UTY-like. Gene Ontology annotation, biological process: regulation of gene expression. The transcript is spliced from 8 exons. Gene Ontology annotation, cellular component: MLL3/4 complex. Gene Ontology annotation, molecular function: RNA polymerase II cis-regulatory region sequence-specific DNA binding; chromatin DNA binding; histone H3K27me2/H3K27me3 demethylase activity. The record is from RefSeq and is a predicted model, not a curated record. Lineage: Eukaryota; Metazoa; Arthropoda; Insecta; Hymenoptera; Apidae. The coding region runs from base 1 to 3162 and encodes 1053 amino acids.
AUGGAUAGAAAUCGCUUACGAAUUAUUGUUGAUUGCAGAAAUUCUGUGGAAAAAUCCGAAGGAAAUGCCGAUACAUGGUGUAGCAUAGGCGUUCUAUAUCAACAGCAGAAUCAACCUAUGGAUGCUCUGCAAGCAUAUAUAUGCGCUGUACAAUUAGACAAAUCACACUCAGCUGCGUGGACUAAUCUGGGCAUUUUGUACGAAAGUGUUAGUCAGCCAAAAGACGCUCUAGCUUGUUACGUCAACGCAUCCAGGGGUAAUAACAACACACCAAAUUGCACGGGUUCACUGGUGGGCCUGGGUGGUGCUAAAUCAGGUGGUAAUACCCCGAUGAACCCAUCGCUACAACAGCGGAUCAACUUCCUCCAAAGUCAUCUGAGCCAAGCACCAAUGCCUUCCGUUGCCACUAAGAGGCGGCAACUGCCGUCUAUAGAAGAGGCUUGGAACUUACCCAUUAGCGCUGAGAUGUCUAGCAGGCAGCAACAGCAACAACAAACACCCACUGGUCCGGGUUAUAAAUAUGGUUCCACUCCUUCUGGACCACCACCUCCUUAUCCUCAAGGACAAGGACAGAAUCUUAAUACAAAAAGAUUUAAGCCGGGAGAAGAACCAAUUUCUCCAGGUUCACAACAGAGACCACCACCAUUUUAUCUCACGUCUCAACAACUGCAGAUGUUACAAUUUCUUCAACAAAAUCAUGGAAGUUUAACGCAACAGCAGCAAGGUUUGCUUGCACAAUUACAACAACAAUACAGAUGUAUGCAACAACAUCAACAACAAAUUAGAUUACAACAGCAACAAGCUGCUCAAAGAGGUUUAAGGCCAGGACAACCUGGUUAUCCUACAGGUUACAAUCAUACACAACUAGGACAACCUGGCGUGAUCAAGAAUUACGGGAUACCUCAGCAACCGUUGCAGCAAGGUGGAACUGUUGCAUUACAAACAGGGUUCUCAGAUUCUAAUGUCGGUUAUAACACGGCAGCAACUGGGAACAGUCAAACACCAGGAAUGCCUUACAAAUCUGCCUCUGAUUCAAACUAUCCUCAAAGGCAAUUGACAUCCGGCCAAUACAACCAAUACCAGCCUAAUCAAUACACUGCCCAGGGUUACACACAAAUAUCGUCCACGACGAGUAAUUAUCCCGAAGGUUCCGCGGGAAAUAAAGACCUGGGAGUAACAGAUCAAGAAUUACAGGCUUUGUUAUCACAAAAAGAUAUUGCGACGUCUUUGGCGGAGGAUUUAUUAAAACAUUUUGGUUCGGAAGAUUUAGAUGUAAAAGAAGAAGCACCGAGCAUCAUGAACAAUGGCACGUUAAGUUCAGGUCCGUUCUCACCAUCGAAUCUCGAAGAGAGUACAGAGAAAAUUAAAGAGGUAAAACUAGAGAAGGUUGAGGAUAGUCAACCUUCGUCUACGUCGAAACUCGAAACAUACGAAAAAAGCAAUACAAAGACAUCGACUCCAGUAGUUGAGACGGUGAAAUGUGAAGCGACCUCGAGUACAAAUAAAAUCGAAUCAGUUACUCGGAUUGAACCGGUGCUUAAAUUGGAAAGCUUGUGUGAAUCACAACCUGAACAAGAACUUAGUAUAGAUAUGGAUUCUAAGGGUAUUAUAGAAGCAUGUAAAGGUCAGGGAUUAAAAGGUGUACCAAAUUGCUCCAUACUGAGUGAUCGUUCACCUCCACCUGCCCCACCUGAUCCUCCAAAUCAGAGACUAACCAAGGAACAACUCUUACCCCCAACUCCUAGCGUUUAUUUAGAGAAUAAAAAAGACGCGUUCAGUCCACAACUCCAAGAGUUUUGUUUAAAACAUCCGAUAGCUGUGAUUCGCGGUUUGGCGGCCGCUUUGAAAUUAGAUCUUGGAUUGUUCUCAACGAAAACUUUGGUAGAAGCAAAUCCAGAUCAUGGUAUCGAGGUGAGAACACAAAUGCAACAGACCAGCGAUGAGAAUUGGGAUCCUGUCAUGGGCAGAAAAGUUUGGGGUUGUAUCAGUCACAGAAGUCACACAACUAUUGCGAAAUAUGCGCAAUAUCAGGCGUCAAGUUUUCAAGAAAGCUUGAAAGAAGAAAGGGAGAAAGCUCAAGGUAUACAUACCUCGAAUUUAUCCGAUUCAGAUUCGAAAGAUAGUACUGGUGCUGUUAGAAGAAAGAAAAACGCUUUUGGAUUGGCGGGUCGACCGGGUUCGAAGAUGUUGCGAUUUGGGACCAAUGUAGAUUUAUCAGACGAAAGAAAAUGGAAACCGCAGCUUCAGGAGUUAAUGAAACUACCGGCAUUCGCUAGAGUCGUUUCGGCGGGAAACAUGCUCAGCCAUGUUGGCCAUGUUAUUUUAGGAAUGAAUACUGUUCAGUUGUACAUGAAGGUACCUGGUAGUAGAACACCUGGUCACCAGGAAAAUAAUAAUUUUUGUUCUAUUAAUAUCAAUAUUGGACCAGGAGAUUGCGAAUGGUUUGCAGUACCUGAUGCAUAUUGGGGAAUAAUUUGCUCACUUUGUGAGCGAAAUAAUAUCAAUUACCUUCAUGGUAGCUGGUGGCCUUCUUUAGAAGACCUGUAUGAGGAAAACAUUCCUGUAUAUAGGUUUUUACAAAGACCAGGUGAUCUCGUUUGGGUUAAUGCGGGUUGUGUACAUUGGGUUCAAGCUGUUGGAUGGUGUAAUAAUAUUGCAUGGAAUGUAGGUCCUUUGACUGCUCGACAAUAUCAACUGGCAAUCGAACGUUAUGAAUGGAAUAAACUACAAUCAUUUAAAUCUAUAGUACCAAUGGUACAUUUAUCCUGGAAUUUAGCCAGAAAUAUCAAAGUAUCAGAUCCCAGAUUAUUUGAAUUAAUUAAAAAUUGCCUAUUAAGGACAAUGAGACAGUGUUGUUUAAUAUUAGAAUUUGUGAAAAGUAAAGGUGUAGAAGUUCGGUUUCAUGGACGAGGAAAAAACGAAGCAUCGCAUUAUUGCGGCCAAUGCGAGAUUGAAGUAUUUAAUAUCUUGUUCAUAAGAGAACAAGAAAAACGACACGUAGUGCACUGCAUGGAUUGUGCACGAAAACAAUCCCCAUCCUUAGAAGGAUUUGUUUGCUUAGAAGAAUAUAGAAUGCGUGAUUUAAUGGAGGUUUACGACGGAUUUACUUUACAUACCUCUCUAACAACUCCUUCAUCAGCUCAGUCUAGCCAAUCCUCCUGAGAAUACAUGCAACACAGAUAUUUAGACUUCUUAGGCACGUUACAGUGACUUUGAUAGUACAAUAUCUGUGUUUAAAAAAAAUCUUUAUGAUAAGGAUUGUUAAGUACCUGAGAGCUAUCAUGAAGAAAAUGAAAACAGAUCGAAAAAUUUUAUAUGUUAGACUAUAGUAACAUCAACAUCUGUUUCCAUAUUAAUUUUAAGGUACGCACAAUAUAUGUUAUAUAUGAAAGAAUUGAAAAUUUUUAAUAUUCUGACAAUUAGUUAGUACUAUUUACACAAACUGAAAACUAUAUUCGAUCAAUUUUAUAUUGGAUUAAUACAAAAUCUCCAAAACAUUGUUCUAGCUCUCGGGCAUAAAAAAUUGAAGCUAAGUUAAACGAGAGAAGACUGUGCUUUACUUGUAAAUUACUUGAUAUCAUCAUUUGCUAAAACUUUGCAAUAAGAUAUAAUGGAUAAUUAUCAAACUUGGUCACGUUUCUUAUCAGUUUUAUAUCAUGGCUAGAGUCUGAAAAGCAUUUAAUAUUCAUUUUUGUCAUGAAAGAAAGAAAAUAUAUAUGUAUAUAUUUUUUUUUUUUUUUGUUAUUUUCUUCAUAAAUCGCAUAUUUCGAAAUUUUUACGAUUAAUAAAUUGCCAAAGAAAGCAGAAAAAAUUUCAUAUACACGAAAACAUCAUAGAAAUGUUCACUGCCAAUCGUGAAUAUAAUAAAAGAUUACAUUUAGUCCAAAGUGAUGAGGGAUAAAUUGUCGUUAAUUAUUGUUAUGAAUUAAGAUACGAUUGUAAAGUAUUGCAAAGCUGCUCAAAACAUACUUUUAUGUACAUUUUUGUAUACAAACGGAUUGAAACGAUUACUACUUUUGAAAUUCACGGAGAUAUUACACUGUUUCGAAUGUCUUACUGCCAAUGACAAUUCAAUCUUAAUAUAGUAAUAUAACAAUUGUGUUUUCACAUUUAAGGUAAUGUGAUCAAUACGAGAUUGAGAUUUAUUAAGAAUUAUUGACCUUUUUUAUAAAUUCAACAAAAAAUAUAGAAGUAUUCAUGAUAAAUAGUACUUCAAAUAAAUAAAUUAUUAUGUUAUAUAAAUAAAUUAGUGGCUCUAAAACAUUUGUACAGUAAAAAAUACGGUUUAUAAUAACGAUUUAUAAAAACAAUAUUGACCUCCGUGUUUAAGAUGAGAAAAGAAUAACAUACUGCGAAAAACUUAUAAAAUGGCGUUUCUCUCUUAUAAUUUUAUUUACUAUUAUAAACAAAACAAAUAAAAAAACGUAUAAACACUCAGAACUAGAAAUUGGAAAUCAUUAAAUUUUUCUGUCAACAAUAAAAUAAUAAGAUAAGAAUUAUUAAUAUUUAUUAAUUGUAAAUGAAUUUAUUUGAAUCAAUUUUUAAUUAUAUGAAAUUAUUUCUUGAUUUAUACAAUUUAUUCAAAGAUAGAGAAUAGAAUUGUAACUAUCGUCUUAUUUAAAAUAUUAUUUAAUUUAAUACAAUUGUAAAAUAUUAGUGCAAAUUACAAUUUUAACAAAACUAGAAGUAAAAUCAGAUCAAAAUUUAAAUAAAGUUGGAGAACGCUGACUAUAAUGUUUAAUAGCAAGUAAUCGUAUCUUAAAACAAAAAAGAAACGUACCUUCGACUCAGUCUUGUCAAUUCACAUUGGUGUUUAAAAACGCCAAAUGUACGUGCCAGAAAACAAAAAAAAAUCUUACCCACCACAAAUGUAUAAAUAAUACAAUUCUCGUUCCGCCGAAAAAAAUGUAUUUUCACAUACGCAUGAGAGAGAGGGAGAGAAAGAGAGAGAAAGUGAAGAAAAAAGCAAAAAAUGGUAGAUAGUCCAUACAGGUUGUAAUAAGAUCAUCGGAGAACGAUGUAUUUUUGAAAAUUCUAGAAAAUGCUAGUUCCGCCGAGUUAGUUAAUAAUAAACGAAAAUCGCAUUUCUUUUAUAUGCGUGAUAAAUUUCAGCGCUGUAAUUGCAAUAUAUGUAUGUACAUAUAUAUAUAUACAUACAUUACAUGCAUAUAUAUCUACAUCAUAUAAAGCAAUGGCUGAAAUCUAAUGCUAAUUUCGCCAGUUAUCUAUGAUUAUUAAUGAUGGUCGUACGGGUUCAAAAACUCGUGUCCAAGAGUAUUUUAAUCCAUACACUCUAAUGAUCUCAUUUCAUGUAAUAUUGGCAGUUUGGAAUGAUAAUGAUUUCUGCCGAUAUUUCGAACUGACUUGACAAUUUUGAUUAACAAUUAAUAAAUUAUGUAUAAAUAUAUUUAAUGUAAAAAAAAAAUAAGAUAAGAUAAUGUGAAAUGAAUUGAAACGGAAUGGCUCAAGAGCUUUGCUAAGUAAUAACAAACAAAUAAAUGCAGUCUUUGUGUAGUAUUAAGUCUGUCUUGCUGUGACUAAUGGCUAAUCUGCAUUGAUUUGAAUACGAAAUUGAGCAGAUUUUCUAUAACCGUUUUAAUAGUAUAUGAAAAUUUUUUACUAAUAUUAUGCUAUUCGACUUUAAUAGCUGAUGAUUUAACAUUAUCAUUAUUUUUUUUUUUUCAUUAAUUGGCAAUAAAUAUACUAAUUACAUUAUACAUAAAAAUUAAUACAUUAAAAAAUUUUUAUUUUUAUUUUUAUUUUUAUGAUCUUUAACAGUAAUUUAAACUGGGAAAUAAUAUUUUCAAAAUACACUUCAAAAUAAUAUACAUGAUAUAAAAAUGUCAAAUAUGUAUCUAUAUGUUAUUAAUAUAAAUUGUUAUUAACAUAUAUAUUAAAAUUGCAUUAUCUAAAAACGGUUUGAUUAAAAAAGGUUCACAGCAUUGGCAGCUCAAGUUUGUUUGCAGUUGUUUAAUUUUUUUUUUUUUUUUUUUUUAGAUUCUUCAAAUAACAAGUUUUACUUGUUGGUAAAUUAAUAUUAUAGCAAGAAAUGUACUUCUCUUAAUAAUAAUAAAAUAUAUUAUAUUUUGUUGCUUACAAGUGGAAUACUUGCAAUUGAAUGGAAAAUAAUUUUAUAAAAUUCUAACGAAAUAAUUUGUAUGUGAUCAUUGAUAAAAUUGUAAACUUAUAUCUGAAUAUUUAAAGAUCUUGAUGGUAAUUAUUUAAACAUAGAAAGAUACAUAAAUAAGAAAAAAUUGUUUUCUUUGGAAUGAAUUUUUUUAAAUUGUUUUUUCAGUAUAUUUCAUGAAAAUAUGCUGCAAUUGCACAGGAUGGAUUUAGAAAUCUAGUAUCAUAAUUGGCAGUAUUAUAAUUAAUUAAAUUUUUAUCAUUAAAAAUUUAAAUUUUUAUCAUUAAAUUUAAUUAUGAUAAUUAAUUUAAACAAAGAUCUCU